Messenger RNA from Fusarium odoratissimum NRRL 54006, 198 nucleotides. RefSeq lists its product as uncharacterized. Bases 1 to 198 code for a protein of 65 amino acids. The transcript has a single exon. The record is from RefSeq and is a predicted model, not a curated record. Lineage: Eukaryota; Fungi; Ascomycota; Sordariomycetes; Hypocreales; Nectriaceae.
AUGAGGCACCCCAAGGCACAGAACCAGCAGUAUGGAGGCCAUAAUGUUCCAGACCUCAGACUCUCAGCUCAAAUCGAACAAGGCGAUCUCUUCCCUCGUGAAAAUACCAGCAUGCACGUCAUCCCCAAACUGGUGCAAAUCACCCCCAUUCAGCUGUAUAGCAGAGCCGCACCAACAUCACGAUCUGUUCUCCUCUGA